Messenger RNA from Encephalitozoon hellem ATCC 50504, 1305 nucleotides. RefSeq lists its product as uncharacterized. Bases 1 to 1305 code for a protein of 434 amino acids. Lineage: Eukaryota; Fungi; Microsporidia; Unikaryonidae. The transcript has a single exon. The record is from RefSeq and is a predicted model, not a curated record.
AUGAAGUUUUCUUGGGCUAAUAAACUGAAUGAAAGGAUCCAAAGGCUUUACGACACCAUGCUUGUUCUGAUGCCGCUUGAGAGGGUUGGAGAUAAUCCGUUUGACUAUUUUGAGGACGAGGUUGGAUGUAUAAUUGAAUCUGUGGAUGGAGUGCUCAAAAGUAUUAUGGACCGGAAGGCGGAGAUGCAGAAUGAGAUCGAUGGGGUGGUGGAGUCGAUGGGCAGGGAUUGCCUUAGCAUUGGAGUGGAGGCUCCCCGUAUACCCAAGCUCCUCAAUAUGUGUGUAUUGAGGGAAUAUGUGAAGAACGAAGCCAGAAGGAUAGCGUUGAUGAAAAGGGCAGUUGCAGGAAGGAUGGCGGCCAUUAGAGAAGAGAUUGAAAAGAUAAAGGAAGACAUCUUUGAUGUUGAGAUGAGGGGGAUUGACUGUGUGGGAUUGAAGGCUGUGAACGGAGAGGAUGAUGUUUCUUUAACGAGUUUAAAGGAGCUUGAAACGCAUCGGGACUUUCUGAGGAGCGAGCAGGAAAGGAUGGAGGGGAAUAGAGAUGGAUUGUAUGGGGAGCUUUGUGUGUUUUUAUCGCAGCUAUCGAGGAGCGAUCCUGACGUGGAGAUUGGGCAGAAGAUUUUUAUUCUUGAAAAAUUGCAUAAGAAAUACAAGGAGGAGAUUGAGAAGAGGGAUUCGGAGUUCAGGAGGCUCGAGAUAGAGAUAAGAAGAAGGGAGGGAUAUCUCGGAAUGCCCUGCAGGGAGAUUGAGAUGGACCUUAGCGAUGGAAACUUAGAGAUGAUGCGAAGCUACGAGAGCUAUCUUCGAGGGGAACAGGAGAGAUUACUGGAUGAGAUAUAUGAAAAGAAGAGAAGCUUGCUCAAAGGCCUGGUGGAUGUUUUUGGAGAAGACAUGAAAGACUUCACGAAGACUGAGGAGGGGAUUCAAGAAAUGGCUGAGAUGAUUUCAAAGCUUGAAUCCAAGAAAGACCUGUUUCUUUCGAUAAGAUCGCUGGCGGAGAAAAGAGAAGAGCUUAUAAGUAAGAUGAAUGAGUUUGAAAAGAUAGCGUCUGAUCCAAAAAGACUGUUCAGGUCAUCUCUGCAGCUCUUAAGUGAAGAGAAGUUCAGAAACAGCGCAUAUCCGAAUCUAAUAAGAAUUGAGGAGGCGAUAUUUAAGCUCCUGGAUGAGUAUGAAGACAGAUUUGGGAAGCUGAUCAAAAACGGAAUGGAUUUCAGGAGGUCCCUGAGGGAAGAAAUAGAGAGUAGGGUUGUGAACAAAACAGUGUUUAUAGGCCGGUUUGAUUCGCCUUCAAGGAAGAGGAGGUGA